UAUUCAAGAUAGCGAUGUUAUUAGAACCUCCUGAGUCUGUUAUAGUAUGCUUGUUGUCUGUCGUGCAGGUAAUAAUAUCUGUAGCCUUAUUACCAAGCUAGGCGGACUUUUUGCACAGGCCCGGCCAGGUUCCUGCCUGAGGCCAGUACAACCUGGGAAUCAGCCAGUUGUGUGUACAUCAUCGCGUCCCUGGCGAUUACGCUUCUCACCAUCUCUCCCCAACACCAUCUCUCUUCCACCACACUUCUUUCAUCGCCAUCUACGCCUUCGACACAUUCCUUCCACCCACGCCUUUACCGAAUUCCGUCUCUCUGUCUUCUUGCUACCGCCUCGCCCCAUAAGGUAGCCUGCGAGUUCUGCGUGCCUCCCGUCACGAGCUCCAAGCUCUAUUCGCUUCGGCGUCCUUCUAUCACUACUACCUUUCGCACCCUCCUUCGCACAACGAGACAUGGCUGCUGUACUCAGCCCUAGCUCACAUCGAAACUCUGGUAGCUACGUCAAUAUGGGUAGCUUGUCUUCAGCUGCCGGCCUCGUCGGCUUCCUCUCCGAGCAUGACGCCGCACUCAGGUCUUUCGCUCUACAAAAGCUGAACGAAGAGAUCGAUCUGCUCUGGCCUGAGGUCGCAGGCUCUGUCGGCCAGAUUGAAGCUUUGUAUGAAGACGAGUCGUUUCCAGAACGUGAGCUAGCUGCUCUUGUCGCGGCGAAGGUGUACUAUCAUCUUCAAGAAUACAAUGAAAGUAUGGUCUUUGCUCUAGGGUCCGGCAAGCUCUUCAACUUCAACUACCCAGGCGAAUUUGAAGAACGUAUAUUAGCAAAAUGUCUUGAUACGUACAUCGCCCUAUCAGCCAUGCACAAUCCACCCGCUCCGGCGAGCCGAGUCAGCGACCCUCCACCUCAACUCACAACCCAUUUCCCAGCCAAUACGAGUGGAGGUGCGAGCACUGCGGCCAGCAUGACUUCCCCCACCACACCAUUUUCCCAGUCGACUCUUCCAUCGAAAUCCUUGCUCUCGCGACAGGACUCAAGCACCUUUGAUGCUUCGCAGCCAGGGGGUGGUAACGCAGGAGUUGCUGGUGCGCAUCCCUCUCCUUUAAUACUUCAGCGUAGCGUGCAAAAGAACCUUCAAGCCAUCAUCAAGAGGAUAUUUGAGAGCUGCUACCAAGAUGGUGACUACAAGCAAGUUGUCGGGAUUGCCAUCGAGGCACGCAACCUAAACGUACUACGCGAAGCUAUUUUGCGCGCCAGUCAAGAUGAGAAGAGAAGUAAGAAGGUUCAAGGAGGACCGAGUAAGAGUGCGGAGCUGAUGGAGUAUGUGCUGGAUAUCUGCAUGAACGUAGUCCAGGAGCGUGGGAUUCGAACGGAAAUCCUCCGCCUGAUCCUGGACCUCUUGAACGAAAUCCAGAAUCUGGAUUACUUCUCAAUCGCCAAGUGUGUCGUUUACCUUAAUGAGCAUUCGAUGGCUUCCACCCUCCUGCAGUCACUAGUCAAGAAUGGAGAUGCACGAUCGUUGGCCAUCGCUUACCAAAUCUCGUUCGAUCUGUAUGACAAUGGGACCCAGGAAUUCUUGGCCAAUGUGAUGGAAGGUCUGCCGGAUACAGGAGAUAAAGACGAGAAAGUCAUGGGAACCGCGAACGGCAGUAUUCCUGAGCUAGCCCCUGAGCCGAAGGAGACAGAUGGUCUUCUUGCUGGCCAAGAAAGUAAUGGAGAUGCGCCUUCCACUUCUACAAUCGCUAAUCGACCUAAAGAAGAUAUACUUUCUGCAGAGAAGAAGAAAGCUUUCUCGUCAAUACGAUAUAUUCUACGUGGCACCAAGAGCAUCGAGCUCAAUCUCGAGUUCCUCUACAGGAAUAAUCAUGCGGACAAAAACGUUCUCAACAAGGUCCGUGAUAGUCUCGAAGCACGGAACUCAAUCUUUCACACCGGUGUCACCUUUUCAAACGCCUUUAUGCAUGCUGGAACUACAAACGACAGCUUUUUCAGAGAUAACUUGGAGUGGUUAGGCAAGGCCGUCAACUGGUCGAAGUUCACGGCCACAGCUGCAUUGGGGGUGAUACACAGAGGCAAUAUCACCCAAGGACUAAAACUUUUAGAUCCAUACCUGCCAAAGGAGACCAGUGUCGCAGGCUCCUCGUACAGCCAGGGCGGCUCUUUGUAUGCCCUUGGCCUGAUAUACAGCAACCACGGUACCCACGUCUUAGAAUACCUCAAGCAGCAAUUCGAAAAGGCAUCAGAAGAGGUCGUCCAACAUGGAGGUGCCCUUGGGCUGGGUGUUGCUGGCAUGGCGACUGGAAAUACGUCCAUACUCGAGGCAUUGACGAACGCACUUCACACAGACUCCGCGAUCAGUGGAGAAGCUGUGGGUCUGUCUAUGGGUCUUGUCAUGCUAGGUACAGGCAAUAUUAAGGCGCUUGAAGAUAUGAUCAGUUAUGCACACGACACCCAGCACGAAAAGAUCGUCCGAGGGUUGGCUCUCGGAAUGGCCUUGAUCAUGUACGGCAGACAAGAAGCUGCCGAUGAGCUCGUGAAUGGUCUGUUGGACGAGCCAGACCCGACUCUAAGGUAUGGUGGCAUCAUGACCAUCGCACUAGCAUAUGCCGGUACAGGAAGCAAUAAAGCUGUGAGGAAGCUGUUGCACGUUGCCGUGAGCGAUGUCAGUGAUGAUGUCCGCAGAGUGGCAGUGAUGAGCUUGGGUUUCGUUCUCUUCCGCAAGCCCGGCAGCGUCCCAAGGAUGGUGGAGCUCCUCGCUGAGUCGUACAACCCUCACGUACGUUACGGUGCAACAAUGGCACUUGGGAUUGCGUGUGCUGGAACUGGUUUGGACGAAGCCAUUGAUCUCCUCGAACCUAUGAUGAAAGAUUCAACGGAUUUUGUGAGACAAGGUGCAUUGAUCUCCUUGUCAAUGAUUAUGAUACAGCAGAACGAGGCAAUGAAUCCAAAGGUUGCCACAAUCCGAAAGACCUUGACCAAGAUCAUAGGAGACCGUCACGAAGACGCAAUGGCCAAAUUUGGCUGCGCUUUGGCACUCGGUAUAAUCGAUGCUGGGGGCAGAAACUGCACAAUCGGGCUUCAGACUCAGACCGGCAAUCUCAACAUGACUGCUAUCGUCGGAAUGGCUGUCUUCACCCAGUACUGGUACUGGUUCCCGUUGACGCACUUCAUCUCCUUGAGUUUCACUCCUACAGCCAUCAUUGGUCUUGACCAAGACAUGGAUAUUCCUCAGUUCAAAUUCCAUAGCGCGACGCGUCCAAGCAUGUUUGACUACCCACCCGAGGCUGAAGUGAAGGCAGAAGAAGCGCCCGAGAAAGUGAAGACGGCAGUACUGUCGACUACUGCACAAGCCAAGCGGAGGAAGAUGGUGAAGGAGAAGGAAGAGAAGAAGAAGAGACGUGAGAGCAUGGAUGUUGAUCCGGCGCCAACAACACCCAAGGCAUCUGCAGAGGACGACAAGAUGAACAUUGACGACGAGCCGAAGAGUAAAGACGACAAGGCUGAUGGUGAAAAAGAGAUCACACCGGCAGUGGAGUCCGCCAAGAAGAGGAUAGAAAAGGAAAAGGUCGGGUACGAGCUGGGCAACAUGUCUCGUGUACUUCCGGCUCAGGUGAAGUACAUUAGCUUUCCUGAGCAGAGGUACCAGCCUGUCAAACCUCCUUCUGGCGGAGUCGUACUCCUCACAGACACCCAACCAUCGGAGCCCAAGUCACUGUUAGAGCUCAGGGUCAAGAAGAUGACGGCAGCACCAGCGCCGGGAGCUCCAGGCCAAGCACAGACGGAUCGCGCUGCAGCAGAUCCGUUCUCGACACCCGUGCGUGGUGCUGAAGGCCGAAGCGGUGCCGCAGAAGCUGCCGGUGUCCUGACGGCAGAGGAUGAGGACGACGAGGACGAGGACGAGGAAGGUGUCGAGGCAGAGGUACCAGGGGAUUUUACCUACAUCACAGACGGGGAAGAUGAAGAUGACGACGACGAGUCGUCAUAG
This is a messenger RNA of Pseudovirgaria hyperparasitica, 3973 nucleotides long. Its product is annotated as 26S proteasome regulatory complex, non-ATPase subcomplex, Rpn2/Psmd1 subunit. The coding region runs from base 449 to 3973 and encodes 1174 amino acids. Gene Ontology annotation, biological process: regulation of protein catabolic process; proteasome-mediated ubiquitin-dependent protein catabolic process. Gene Ontology annotation, cellular component: proteasome regulatory particle, base subcomplex; nucleus; proteasome storage granule. The record is from RefSeq and is a predicted model, not a curated record. Gene Ontology annotation, molecular function: enzyme regulator activity. The transcript is spliced from 3 exons. Lineage: Eukaryota; Fungi; Ascomycota; Dothideomycetes; Acrospermales; Acrospermaceae.